AUGAAAACAGUAUGGAAAGAUGUGAGCCGUCAUAAUCCCCCGAGAUUUAAGGGUGACAUGAAUCCAGUUGAGGCUGAAGAGGGACGAGCUAAGCGCUGGUGGGAAAGUGUGAGCCCAGCUGAUGACUCACAAGUUACUUGGAAUGAAUUCAAGAGGAUGUUCUUCGAUCACUAUUUCCCACCUGCCCUACGUCAAGACAAGGAAUCAGAGUUCUUUGCCUUGCAACAAAACAAUAUGCAUGAAGAUGACUUCAUUGCUAAGUUUAUAGACUUGUCCAAGUAUGUGACAUUAUUGCGGAGGGAUGAGGACUCAGGGUGGAUGGCUAGGCAAUUACGAGAAAGAGCUAGACCAGACUUGAAGCAACAACUGGCCCUGGUUCCAGUGACUGAUUUUGGAGAUAUGUGUACCAACCUUCGAGUUGCAGCUAGGCGGACUCGUGAGGCUGAGGAAGCUCGUAGAAGGGAUUCUCAAGGGCGGUUUUCCUCAUACCUUGGACCAAGUGGAGGGAUUAGUAAGAGAAAUAAUACGGGCAUAGGAAGUGUAGGUCCAUAUGGAAAGAAUCGAAGUUUAAGCCACAAGAAGUCUGUACAGAAGGGCUUAGCCCAGAAGAGCACAAUCUCAAGAUCUCAGUCUAAUAGAAACCCGAUCACUCAUCAUGAAUCAGUGAUGUCAACCCCUACUAUCCAUGGACCUUGCUUACAAUGUGGAAGGAACCAUCCAGGAAAAUGUUGGGAAUGCUACAAGUGUCACAAGAUGGGGCACAUUGCUCGUUAUUGUCCUGAGAAUCAGCAUAACAUUCAGAACUCCAGGGAUACUCGAUCAAUAAUGCCAGGCCGUGUCUUUGCUAUUACUCGAGAGGAAGUAGGUGCUGCCCCUAACGCCAUCAAAGGAAACAAUACGUUAGCGGGACCUUCGGGGAAGACUCCUGAGGCUCAAUAGCUGUAGCUGACAGUGUAGAGCUUC
This is a messenger RNA of Neltuma alba, 963 nucleotides long. RefSeq lists its product as uncharacterized. The record is from RefSeq and is a predicted model, not a curated record. The coding region runs from base 1 to 939 and encodes 312 amino acids. Lineage: Eukaryota; Viridiplantae; Streptophyta; Magnoliopsida; Fabales; Fabaceae. The transcript has 3 exons. Gene Ontology annotation, molecular function: nucleic acid binding; zinc ion binding.